CAGGCUUCCCUGUACCGGCUGCGCCCUGCACAAUUGGCCGUGCCGCAUCACGUGACGCCGAAUGGCGGCGGCGGUUGCCGGGGCGACGACGUGGCUGUGGCGGCCCGGGUAGCGGCGUCCGCGACCCCGCAGCAAGCUAGUCAAAGAAGACUUCUCAAAGGAAGUGAUGUUGAGCCAAGUGCUAGAAGUUAGCCAGCAUCCAUCUCCAGACUCAAAUGACCACUGACCUUUCCAGAACCUGGCUGUCUAAUAGGCAUCUCAGGUGUGGAGCCACAUACAAUCCUUGUCUUGACUUGCACUGAGGGAAUUCUUGUGCAGGUGCAUCAUUGACAGGGUGUUGAAGUCAGCCAGUGGCGAAUACUGCUGAAAGACAGACAGCAGCCCAGAAACCUGAACUUUCUGCUGUGAGACUUACUAGUGACACUAUGGGGGAUAUUCUGGCCCAUGAAUCUGAAUUACUUGGACUAGUGAAAGAGUAUUUAGAUUUUGCUGAAUUUGAGGACACAUUGAAGACAUUUUCAAAAGAAUGUAAAGUAAAAGGAAAACCAUUAUGUAAAACAGCAGGUGGAUCACUGAAGAAGGACUCCAAAUCAUUGAUAAUCCAGAAGGAUCUCGUGGCUGCAUUUGACAGUGGAGACCAGAAGGUGUUCUUUGAUUUAUGGGAGGAGCACAUUCCCAGCUCCAUUCGAGAUGGUGACUCCCUGGCCCAGAAGCUGGAAUUCUACCUUCACAUCCACUUCGCCAUCUAUCUGCUGAAGUAUUCUGUAGGGAAGCCGGACAAACAGGAGCUAGAUGAAAGAAUUUCUUAUUUCAAAACCUACCUGGAGACAAAAGGGGCAGCACUGAGCCAGACAACAGAGUUUCUUCCUUUCUACGCCCUUCCUUUUGUGCCCAACCCUAUGGUACACCCCUCAUUUAAAGAACUCUUUCAGGGUUCCUGGACUCCAGAGUUAAAGUUGAAGCUAGAAAAGUUUUUAGCUUUACUUUUUAAAGCCAGUAACACACCAAGGCUUUUAACCAUCUAUAAGGAGAAUGGACAAAAUAACAAAGAAAUGUUGCAGCAGCUCCACCAGCAGCUCAUGGAGGCUGAACGCCGCUCCAUGACAUACCUGAAGCGGUACAAUAAGAUCCAGGCAGACUACCACAACCUCAUUGGAGUCACAGCAGAGCUGGUGGAUUCCCUAGAGGCCACGGUCAGUGGCAAGAUGAUCACCCCUGAGUACCUGCAGAGCGUGUGUGUCCGCCUCUUCAGCAACCAGAUGAGGCAGAGCCUGGCGCACAGCAUGGACUUCACAAGACCUGGGACGGCCUCAACCAUGUUACGAGCCUCCUUGGUACCCGAGAAAUUGAAGGAUGUCCCAUUACUGCCCUCCCUGGAUUAUGAGAAACUGAAGAAGGAUUUGAUUUGGGGGAGUGACCGCUUAAAAGCCUUCUUGUUGCAGGCUCUGCGCUGGCGAUUGACCACAUCCCAUCCUGGAGAGCAGAGGGAGACUGUACUGCAAGCCUAUAUCAGCAAUGACCUCUUGGAUUGUCACAACCACAACCAGAGGAGCGUGCUGCAGCUGCUGCACUCCAAGAGUGAGGCCGUGCGGCAGUACAUGGCCAGGCUCCUCAAUGCCCUGGCGUCCCUGUCUGAAGGUCGCCUCUAUCUUGCCCAAAACACAAACGUGCUACGGAUGCUGGAGGGAAGGCUGAAGGAGGAAGACAAGGAUGUCAUCACUCGGGAGAAUGUCCUCGGGGCCUUGCAGAAGUUCAGCCUCAGGCGCCCACUGCAGACAGCCAUGAUUCGAGAUGGCCUCAUCUUCUGGCUGAUUGACCUUCUGAAGGACCCCGACUGCCUGUCUGACUACACAUUGGAGUACUCCGUGGCUUUGCUCAUGAACCUCUGCCUCCGCAGUGCAGGAAAGAACAUGUGUGCUAAGGUGUCAGGCCUUGUGCUGAAAGUUCUUUCGGAUCUCCUUGGCCAUGAAAACCAUGAGAUACAGCCAUAUGUGAAUGGAGCCCUGUACAGCAUCCUUUCCAUCCCAUCCAUUCGUGAGGAGGCCAGAGCAAUGGGAAUGGAAGACAUCCUGCGCUGCUUCAUCAAAGAAGGCAAUGCCGAAAUGAUCCGCCAGAUAGAAUUUAUCAUCAAGCAGCUAAAUUCUGAAGAUUUAUUGGAUGGUAUUCUUGAAUCUGAUGAUGAAGAUGAAGAUGAAGAUGAUGAAGAGGACCAUGACAUCAUGGAAGCUGACCUGGACAAAGAUGAACUGAUCCAGCCCCAGCUCGGAGAACUCUCAGGCGAGAAGCUUCUGACCACAGAAUACUUGGGAAUCAUGACCAACACUGGGAAGGCACGGCAGAAGGGGCUGACCAGUGUGCAGUGGAGUGGGAAUGAGCCCCUGCGUCGGCCUGUCACCCCUGGUGGCCACAGGACUGGGUGCCCAGUGCAGGGAGACCAUCUCAUUUCUGCUCACAAUGCCCAACAAGUCAGAAAUAGCUGCUUGCAGGCCCAACCAGUCACUCAGCUGACCACCUAUAAAGAGGGCAAGCCUGGUAUUGCCGAGCGUGGAGCAUCCUCUUCACUCAUGGAUGCCAAGCCAGUAGAGUGGUUGUCAGCUGCACGUCAGGAAGAGCCUCACCUGCCUCCCAUGGCAUCCCCCAGCCGGUCAAAGGAUGUGCUCCAAGACGCGGGCAGUGGAGACACCACCAGGGAAUUUACAUCGGCCUUCACCUAUAAGCCCUGGGCUCCGCGUACUACAGAGACCCUGGAGCUGAACCCACCCAUGGUAAAAGCAUCAGCUCUGGCCCCUCAGUUCUCCUCAGGUUGCCCCCAGCAGACCAGCCACCCGGGCUCUACAACAUCCUCCAGGAGGGGCCUGCAUAGUAAGUCAGCCUUGGUCGGUGACUCAGAAGAACAGUGAACUGCUCCACACUCGGACCCAUGAACUCCUGUGCAUGCCCAGGCAGAUGGGAGAGCACAUUUCCCUUCUCCACAGGACCAGGGUCCUCACCAGUGGCUUCCCUGGCUCCUACCCUUCACUAAUCUUUUCUGUUUAUUCAUUGCUCUUAGCUUGGCAGCUCAUAUAUAAGCUGGCUAAGUGAUGCCCUGCAAGCCAUAUCCUUUAGAAAUAAGAUUCCCACAUCUAGAGGCCUUGCAAAGUCUAACCUGACCUGUCCCGACUGUAUGAAGUUGGUCCUGAAAUUCAGACCUACCUUCCAAUGGGAAGUACUCACCCAGACCCAGCCUCUACAGCUGUGCUCCAGAAACUGGCCUGUAAGUCAAACAGAAGCAGGUGGCUCCUUGCAGGCAAGUUGGCAGAACCACCAUGAUGUCCCAGAGCAGGCUGGAUCAAAGGUCACCACUCUAUCUCAGGCCAUCCUCCUGCCCUUUUGCUCAGUAGCAGGACUACCUCUCCCAGCCUCAGCCAUACGACUGCCCUCCCUGCACACAUACCGCCCCAUCCCAGCUUGAGGACCUUUCCAAAAGGCUUCUUUAACAAUAAGGGAAACAAAAGGACAGAGGAAAGAAUGUCAAGCAGCGCAAAGUCAGCCAUAUGGGAUACACACGCGUUUGUCACUGUCACUCCCUGGCCAGGCCCUGGGCAUCCUAGUUGGUAAUGGGCCAUGUCUAAACCACCAUCGACUUCCUAUUCCCACUGAAAAGAGUGAAAUAGAGGCUCAGGUCAGGCUGCUUCCUGCCAGGCCAAGAGGCAGUGCCAAGGGCCACAGGAAAGCUCAGCCAGGAAGAAGGCAGUUCAGCUAUCUGACCCUGCCCUAUUUCCAGGCUGCACAGGGUCGGACAGCCUCAGUUGAUAAUAAUUGCAAUAAUAACACCCCCAUAGCUAAUGGCCGGCCCUGCCACACAUCUAGUAGCAAACAUCACAUGGCCCAAGCCUGCAUACACAGCCCCUAAGUAGUGAAGUCAAUAUGUCUUGUGGACUCCGCAAACAAUGAGCUGUACCAAGAAGCUCAGUGAGCAACUCGACCGUGCAGCCUGCUUCCUGUGAGGAAAGACCAGGUCUGGCCACGGAACCAGGACCAGGAAGGGAACGUUCUCUUUAUUCUGUUUGCAUAAGGGCAGAUUGAAAGAAGGGAUUGUAUGGGGCAGAGGGAGUCUGUGCAGAUCACUUGGCACUGGCAUCUUGCUCUUCUUCAGGCAACCAGCCUUACAGGAAGUGAAGAUGGCUUCUUUCCCAAGUUGUCACCAUCACAUUGCCCAGGGACCAGCCAGCUUCCCAUUCUCCACCAUCCAGCAGCUGCAGGUGACGGAUAUGAAGAGACAGUUGUCUAUGAGACUCGGUGACCCAGGAGCUUGGGAAGACCAGAAGUGAGAGUGUGGAAGCCCCAGUAUCCAGAAGCCAUCUCCUCAGACAGAACCAGGGGAAUGGGGCUGGGAGAAGUGGUGACUGCCUUCCUGGUGAAGGGAAGUUUCCUGAUCAUUCUUCUCACUCAGAGGAGUAAAAUGGUGGCCUUUGACCUCAAGACACUUUGUGGCUUCAGGGGAUGACAGAUUCUGGAUUCAGCUUCCCUGCCUUUUACAGGCACCAGGCUGGACACAGUGCACAACCAGACCAGUGAGCGGUGCCAUCUGGACUGAGCAGUAUAAGCCAGUGCAGCCUUUUCCUAGAUUACUGGCCAGGUGCAGGGCCCUUUCCCCCCCGCAAGCAACACGAUGGGGGCCGAGGAGGGGCAAGUGUGCUGCCGUCCUAACCCUCCGUUCCCCGGGCACCACCAAGGAGGCAGAGAGUCUGUCCAGCAGGAUCUCAUUUAUUAAGCAGCUGGCCGGUGUUUAUAUACAUUUGUGAGUACUGGGUGGUCGUCCCCCCCCCCAGACGUGAUUGGUCAUAGUUACAAGUCACAAUUAGCAUUUUAGGUUUUUGUUUCCCCCAUCAGUUAAGUUUUCAAUUCCUAUCUCCCUCUGCCCGUGUGGCCAGGGGCGGGAAUCUCCUCCCCCCAGCGGGGUGCGGUUUCUCUUCUUUGUAGCAGGUCCAGGUGUUGAAAUGAGAUACAGGAGUUGGUGGGGGCCCACCAACGGUCUUCUGAAGCUGGUCCAGCUGCUUCUUUUGACCUUUUUGCCCUCUGCCUCUGCCUCAGGCCCCUACAGCCAGGGAGGCUCAUGGAAGGCCAGUCUUCACUUCUCACCUGGACCAAUUCUGAGCAAAUAGAAAGGACAAGAAAACCUUAUCCUCAAGCAAUAUCCUCAACCUCACACAGAGCACUUGCUUCUCCUUUAAACUCUGUUGAAGAAUAUAAUGGUAUACCUCAGUGGGUAGAUGCUUGCCUAGCAUACACAAAGCCCUAGCUACGUUCAGUCCUCGGCACUGUACAAAUUGUGUGUGGUGACACUCACUGUAAUUCUAGCACUCAGGAGGUAGAGGCAGUACAACCAGAAGUUCAAGAUCAUCUUCUGCUACAUAGUCAGUUUGAGGCCAGCCUAGGAUAUGUGAAAUCCAUUUUUAAAAAAGAAGACUAUGGUGUGUUCCAGUGUCCACAGUAGUCUUGGGCUUCAUACAGCUUUAAAGGCCUUAGAGCGCCUGGAGACAUGGCUUAGCGGUUAAGAACGCAGACUGUUCUUACAGAG
Messenger RNA from Nannospalax galili (Upper Galilee mountains blind mole rat), 5560 nucleotides. RefSeq names its product armadillo repeat containing 9 (gene Armc9). The transcript has 26 exons. Gene Ontology annotation, biological process: cilium assembly. NCBI's taxonomy places the organism in Eukaryota, Metazoa, Chordata, Mammalia, Rodentia, Spalacidae. Gene Ontology annotation, cellular component: centriole; ciliary basal body; ciliary tip. Gene Ontology annotation, molecular function: protein binding. The coding region runs from base 426 to 2900 and encodes 824 amino acids. The record is from RefSeq and is a predicted model, not a curated record.